AUGAAGCGACGAAUAUCUCCCACAACGGUAGCCGCAGACCAGGACACCCCCCGACGCCGACGACAGCCUCAAACCAGCUGCAAUUUCUGCCGCUCCAAGAAGCUGAAGUGUGACCGUGGCCAGCCAUGCGCCAACUGCACCACUCGCGGUAUCCAGUGUGAGGGCCAAACCUCGCCACCGCCGCGUACUCUUGGUCUGGGCAAGAGUGCAGCAGGCCCGGAUGCGGUCUUGGAAAGGCUGCACCGGCUCGAGGAAGCCGUCUUCGGCCCCGCCACGCCGACUGCACCAACCGACGUCAGCACUGUCGCUUCAGCUCAGCCGCCGGGCUCAAGUCCUGACGAGGAGCCUGUGUCAAAUUCUAGCAGGGCUCGGUGUAAAACCUCGGCGGAGCUGGACUAUAAUCUUGCCGCUCCGGACUAUCUUGACAACACAGACUUCCACGUCGUCAACUUCAUCCACUAUCCAACCGCGCAGGCCACGAUUGCCAAAAUGUACACGCAGCUGCGACAGGGCGAGAAGGUCAACCUUGCCUCUGUAGCUUUUGUUCUCAGCUUCUGUGCUGCGACCGCUUUCUUCUGGGACCAGGAAUUUCCCUGUGGUUUCAGCUUCCUGUCAGAAGAGAACGCCGCCGCCUACUCCCAAGUAUGGCGAGCAUCCGCCUUCGAUUUGUUGGACCAGUCUCAACGGGCAGCUCUGAACUCACUGGAUGCCAUUAUUGGCAGGCUGAUCCUUGCAGAUCUGAUUUACAACAUGGAAGGCACCUCGUCUCGCUUUCGCUACAUCCAAAGUGGUGCUCGCGCGGCGGCUUAUGAGAUGGGCUUGCACCUGAUUGAUCUACCAGGCCACGAGGACGGGGACACCAGCAUCUACCGCGAGAUGAAGAGACGCGUAUGGUGGUAUCUAGCCUCGACGGACUGGCUCCUGGGCGCUAUGGGAGGCCCGCCCGGUAGGAUAUAUACGGUCAACCCAAGACACAUGCAGGUAAACUAUCCUCAUUACAUUGCAGACUCCGACCCAAUGGUCGCUAUGUACGGUGCGUGGGCGGAGACAGCACUAUUACACAUGAACAUGCGAAUUCGCCUUGGCGAGAUCUGUCGUCAAGUCGUCGAUGCGUUGCCUCUGGGCUCUGGGGAUAUCGACAAUCUACCAUAUUCGAAGAUCGCCGCCUUGGAUCGACUCUUUGAACAACUUCAAUUGGACAUUCCAACCGUGGUUUCAACGGCAGACAUGAACUCUCUGGGCGCCACAGCGCAAACGCUAGCUUUCCAACGGUCUGUCGGCACGAUCUCUUUGAACGCACGAUGGGCGCGACUGCUGAGACCAUUGCUGCAAGCCAGUAAUGUGCCAAAACAAUUCGAGGUCUUUCGCAAGAGGUGCCUGAACUCGACAGAAACAGUCAUCGAAAUAGCAUCGACAAUACUCAGCGCGGCUGUGGACUCUCCGAGCUCAACUGAUUCUGGCAGCAACCGUAUGACGUCGCGCCGCAGCCCUUACCGUAGCGGACUGAUCAUAAACCACCUGUUCAUGGCAUGCACUGUCCUCGCUACGGACCCGGCACUGAGGGAGAACGCAGGCGCGGCAACAAGCACGCACGCAGAUGCUGGAACAGAGCGCCGAAGGGCUGCGCUGGCAAAUGCGUGCCGGCUGCUCGAGAAGGCGGGCGAGAAGAGCGGCAUGGCUGCUGCAAUGGUGCGACGGCUGGUCGGUGUCUUGAGAAAACACAGGGUGCACGGAGUGGAGAGUGACGGCAGAAGCUUGCGAAUCCAGGAUGCACCCGUGACUGGCACGCUUGCCGCACCUGACCAAAACUCGGUGCAGAAGUUGCAACAGGCUCUGCCGAUGGCGGAAAUCUCUGUGGGCCCUGCAGGACAACAACAUGGCAUUCCACAGGGCUGGGGCUUUGGUGCGGCGGUAAUGGAUCCAAUCGGACUGGGUGGGAUCUGGGACGAGUUCUUCGAGACAAAUCCCACGGACGAUGGAUGGCAGCAGCUGUUUGCAGACCUGGAUUCUUUCGCUGGAGGGGUAUGA
Molecule: messenger RNA, 2028 nt
Organism: Diaporthe citri
Lineage: Eukaryota; Fungi; Ascomycota; Sordariomycetes; Diaporthales; Diaporthaceae
Exons: 4
Coding region: 1-2028 (675 amino acids)
Biological process (GO): regulation of DNA-templated transcription; DNA-templated transcription
Molecular function (GO): DNA-binding transcription factor activity, RNA polymerase II-specific; DNA binding; zinc ion binding
Source: RefSeq, a predicted model, not a curated record